AUGUUUUCUUUUAUCUUCACAAAUCCUGAUAUUAAUAGGUGUUGCGCUGUCACCUUCAUCACCGAUCUCACACACGCCUCUCUGGGUAUGAGUAAAGAGGAGUUCGAUACUCAAAUGCGUGACGGUGUUUCUGUGACCCUCUGUCCGGUGGAAAUUCCUGGUGCACUCUUUGAAAACGAGAGCCGCUAUCGAAGGAUCAGCGAUAAGAUAGAGAAUCUGGAGGCCCAGAUGCUCAGCAGCGAAAGGGACCUUCAAUUUGCCCACGAAGACCUCAUGAGUAGGAUAUCUGAACUGCGGACGACGUACCCGCGGUCGGGUGAACGUUCCUCAUCAAUAUCCUCCGACCGAAAACUGGCAAGACAACGAGCUCUUGGCUCAGUGGUUAGGGCGUUUGAUUCUGAUCAAAAAAAUUGCGAGUACGAGGCUCGAGUUGGAUACCACUUGGGUCUGGAUAUGACUAGCUAA
Molecule: messenger RNA, 465 nt
Organism: Dibothriocephalus latus
Lineage: Eukaryota; Metazoa; Platyhelminthes; Cestoda; Diphyllobothriidea; Diphyllobothriidae
Source: the annotation of a GenBank genome assembly